Caenorhabditis sp. 36 PRJEB53466 is the source of this 1690-nucleotide messenger RNA. The record is from the annotation of a GenBank genome assembly. Lineage: Eukaryota; Metazoa; Nematoda; Chromadorea; Rhabditida; Rhabditidae.
AUGUCAAGACUCGCUGGAAGGAUCACUUACCCUGGAGAAGGUGAGUAAACUUUUCCCAUUGUCAAUCUGAACACAUUCCGCAUUCCAGCGACCUCCAACUCUUCGGAUCCCCCUUCCUUGAAUGACCGUAAUCCAUCUGCUUCGGACUCGAGAGACAGUCGGGCACCGAGAGGCAGGAAUGCUCCAGAGAUGUCGUGGAGACAGAAUAACGACCGAGAGGUCAGAACUUUGAAUACUUUGAAGUUGAUCCUGGUAGCAGAAAAUAUUUCAGACGGAGUUCUCGAGACCCUACAGAGGAAAUGUCAGAGGAAGAGGCAAUGGGGUCUAUCAAGGAGCGCAACGGAAGUUCGACCGAUCGGACAACUUCCAACGGCAGGACAGAUGCCAAGAGAAGCCUGAAAGAAGUUAUAAACCGGACAGAAGAGUUCAAUCGGAUCGGACUGAGAAAUCGGAGAGACCAAGGUCUGUCGAGCAGCCGGAGCAGCCGAGAAGACGGACUGCCAAGAUUGAGGAGGUUGUAGGCAGUGAGGAACUGUUAGAUCUCGAAGACAUUAUCACUCAAAUAUGUGAUCUCACCGUCCGGAGCGAUCGCUCUGCAGCUCAAAUAAGUAAGUGAUUCCACGAAAUACCGUAAUUAUCAUUAUUAUUAACAUAACUCUUCACGGGACUCCUCUGUUUGGUUGUUUGUCUGCUUAUUUCACCGUUUGUCCGUCCCCACUUUCAUUUCUAAAACGAAAAGAUUGUGACAGAGAGACUAAGAAAUGAACACGUAAACUUUCGAACGCUUAUGAAAAACAAACAAGCAGCAAAGCCGCUUUCGAGCGUGAGCUCGGCCCUGUUUCAAAAAGUAUUGUCUAUUAUACCAAUGAAUUUCAGAACGUAAUAUUCUGGGAAGCACGGAUCUGCUGGAGACGAUGGAAGAGGACGAGUGGCAAAAAGUGUGCGAAUCCAUGCUGCGGACCGCUCUGCAGCAAGGAGAGCCCGAGUUCAUCUCGGAUCUCAUUGUAGCUCUUUUCAGUGAGUUUUGCUUAUUAUACAGAGGUGUUAGAAGAAACUAUUUUCAGAGAAUCGCCUGUUCAGUGCGGUGAUGUCUGAUGAAUUGAUGGCCGCAUCGUCGAAGCAUAUAAUGGAGGAGGACGAGGCGCCGUUGCCGUCCCUCCUGGCCGCGAUUCUGUGUGCUCACUGGCCACGCCAGUACGCGAAAGCGUUUGACAAUGUGAAUCCGAUUCUUUACACAAUUGUGUGCAUUGUCAAAGGAUGGAUACUUGUGGUUCGCGAAGACACCGAGGUAAUGGUACUGCAGGAAACUAAAAAAGAAAGACAGUUUACAGAGAUAUUACAAAGAGGAGAAGAAACCAAAAUACGAAAGUGGUAUAAGAAACGACGAAGAAGAGAAAGAUGAAGAAGUCGACGACGAAGAGAAGUUCAUUGAGGAGCCGGCAAUGGUCAACAAAUGCGCGGUGGCUCUGUGCGAUCUGUGCGACUUCGCUCAACGGCAAUUGUGGGUCAACUGGAUGAGUGUGACUGAUGAGAUCUACCAGUGCAUCAAACCGACCAUCACCCAUAAUCCGAACGUGACGGGCGCCACGAAGGCACGUCUUCUGAACACUUUCCUUGAGAUCCACCAAUGGACCAAAACCAGGGCGCUUUCAACGAAACACGUGCAAACGCAGACAGCGACGUCAUCUGA